AUGCUAUCGAUGUGGCGUGGACUCGAUCCUGAUUCACUAUUGUCAAGAAAGUAUAAUGCACGUGCGAUCCUACUGCUGAAGGAGACGAUUGGGACUUCGCCCGAGAACGAAUCUGAUAUAGUGCUGAUCGCAAUCAUCGCCUUGCAGUUUCGGGAGGCUCUGAUUGCUCAUCGGAAGAUGCGCCAAGUAGAUGGGAGUCAUCAAAGAGGCGCGUAUGCCGUGAUCACCCAUAGAAAAGCCAAGGGAUUCCGUAGCCUGGCUUCCAAAAAGCUAUUACAAGAGGUGCGGAAUACCAUGGUAACAGAGGCAAUUCGAACUCAUCAACCCGUCCAUAUCAAUCCCGCCGUGUGGGAAGACGACGACCCUCAGCCAGCCAGCCCAACCAGCGAUCUAGACAGGAUUGCGAUCGAUCUUGCCAAUCUGCAAGCUUUGCAUGAACGAUAUAAAAGCACAGUGAAGGCUGGGUUUGUGAGUGGCCAGAGACUGUUAACUGGGAGAGACCUGAGCAUCAUAGCUUCUUUCAGAAGGGCAGCUACAACCCUUGACCAGCGUUUGCAGAUCUGGGCCAGCUCGCAGCAAUCUUACUUCGCCCCAUGCCGAAUGACAGCAGACGAGAUACCAGAAUGCGUCAAGAAGGCAGGCUUUUAUGGCCACUACUGCAAUGUCUAUCCAACAGUUCAGCUUGCAGGCGUAUGGCAUACUUAUAACUGCUACCGGCUGAUUUUGCUCAAGAUGACGCUGUGUGCUGACCAGACAGUCCAGGGCUCGCGAAGGGAAAAUGAUGUCUUGUUUAAUGAGUCCCCGACAUGGAGGAGGGCUGCGGAACAGACCCUACAGCAUUGCGUUGAUGAAAUUUGCGCAGCAGUACCAUUCCAUCUUGGGAAUCGGUUGGGAGCUGGCUCCAUUCAUGACUUUUCGAAUACCCACAGUAUCGAAUAUCCUUGGCCGGCACUGGGAAAGGAUCCGUAUUCAAACCCGACUCACCCAAAGGCUCUGGAAUACGUGAGAGUGCACAAUGUCAUUCCCUUGAGUAGCGAUGAGCGAAAGCGACAGAACAUCGCCAUGGGUGGGUACAAUAUCAUUGGGCAUAUGGCUUUUGUGCUGGGACUGGCUGGAGAAUCUCUUGAUCUGACAGGCACCUGGAGCAAUGCGCCGAAGCUUGGAUCAUUGCUUCGGCGGGAUCAGAUUCCAUGGCUGGUUGGACAAUGGCACAGAGCCAUGAAGCUCCAUCGUAUGAAGAUACCAGACAGGGUCGGGAAACGGUCUAACACUCUGGCGAUAUCCGAACUGUCUGCGAAGAAGGUUCAGGCUAGUGAGCUAGAGAAGGAGGUUAUUGAAGUGAAGAAAGCAAUGAAAUACUCUUUUGGUGUUUAA
This is a messenger RNA of Exophiala aquamarina CBS 119918, 1374 nucleotides long. RefSeq lists its product as uncharacterized. Bases 1 to 1374 code for a protein of 457 amino acids. The record is from RefSeq and is a predicted model, not a curated record. The transcript has a single exon. NCBI's taxonomy places the organism in Eukaryota, Fungi, Ascomycota, Eurotiomycetes, Chaetothyriales, Herpotrichiellaceae.